AACUGUUUCUGCAACUUGAUCGUUGCAAAACGUAGACAUUAUGUAUCUUGUUUCUUUAGUCUUUGUCUUCUAUACACCGAAUAUUUCAGAACAAUUGGUAAUCUGAUUUAGGUCAGCGGUCAAAACAUACUGACUGUAUCUAGAAAAGCACAAAACAUCAUUGAUACAAUUAGCUAAAUGCGUAAACAAGACCUAGCAAUAUUGAAGUAUUGAUAGAAACAUAGCAAGCGACAUAGAUAAAAUUUGUCGAAUAAAGUUUUCCAAAUACAGUUCUCUGAAAUGAAACUAUCAAGAAAUGACAACAACAAAAACGAAAGACUGAACCAUUUCGUUUUGUUUUUGGUGCACAUGUAUAGUUCGUCAUUAAUUUUACGACAACAAAGUUUGAAAAAAAGAAAGAAUUGGUAAAUAUAUAGAAUCAAAGAAUAAAAACAAGUUGGUAAUCGAACAUCUAAGCACGACUUUUUCAAAUGUUCCCUUUUGUAAAUAUAUAUCUCUAAGUACUCGAUAGCCUCUCUCGAUAUAACUCAAUUCCUCAACUCUCUCUUUCUCUUUUCAUCUAUAUUUGCAUUAUUUGUCUCAAUGGGAUCAACCAGCGUUCUCCUCCUUCUCCUCCUAACCGUAGUCCCUGCCGUCUUCGCCGUGACUUAUCGGGUCGGUGAUGUUGCUGGCUGGACCAGUGGGAUUGAUUACACGACUUGGGUCACUGGAAAGACUUUUCGGGUCGGUGACACUCUAGAGUUCAAGUACGGUCCUUCACACUCGGUGUCCGUGGUAAAUAAAGCUGGCUUCGAUGUCUGCGACAGUAGCGGAGCAACGCAGAGAUUCUCAGGUGGUGACACUAAGAUCGAUCUUACAACAGUUGGAACUAUGCACUUCAUUUGCCCUACUCCUGGUCACUGCCUCGGUGGCAUGAAGCUCGCCGUUCCAGUCCUUGCCGCCGCUCCAUCUCCGGCCACUCCUUCACCAACUUCUUCCCCAAAAUCUCCACCGCUUGCCCCUCGCUCUCCGCGUAAACCUAAAACUCCAUCUCCACCUGCUUCUCCUCCGGCCAAUGGCUCACCGUCAGAGUCGCCCGCGCCUUCGCCGUCUUCGCUGUCUUCAACAUCCCCAUCUCCGUCAAACGCAGCGUUUAAGGGAGUCAUGGUGAGCUAUGGAAUGAUGGGGCUCACAAUGUUGUUGACGUUUGUUGCCAUGAGCUAAAUUACAUAGUGCAGUACACCUGCUUUGUUUGUAAUGAAUUUUUCCUUCUUGUUAAUUUCAUUUUGUAAUUGGCAAUGGUGCAUGUAUAAUCAUGUAGAACAUGAUUAUGGAGCAAAUUACAAAACCAUAUUCGAUUUUAAUUUAAUAA
Messenger RNA from Brassica oleracea var. oleracea, 1351 nucleotides. Its product is annotated as uclacyanin-3. Gene Ontology annotation, cellular component: plasma membrane. Gene Ontology annotation, molecular function: electron transfer activity. The coding region runs from base 583 to 1203 and encodes 206 amino acids. The transcript has 2 exons. NCBI's taxonomy places the organism in Eukaryota, Viridiplantae, Streptophyta, Magnoliopsida, Brassicales, Brassicaceae. The record is from RefSeq and is a predicted model, not a curated record.